Molecule: messenger RNA, 1198 nt
Organism: Amorphotheca resinae ATCC 22711
Lineage: Eukaryota; Fungi; Ascomycota; Leotiomycetes; Helotiales; Amorphothecaceae
Exons: 2
Coding region: 16-1008 (330 amino acids)
Biological process (GO): translation
Cellular component (GO): mitochondrial large ribosomal subunit
Molecular function (GO): structural constituent of ribosome
Source: RefSeq, a predicted model, not a curated record
CAACAAUAUCACAGGAUGCCUCCAAGAAUACAGCCGCCUUCAAAGGCAAUAGCGUCGAUCCUACGAUGUCGAAGACCACUCCGGAAUCAACGCCAGUAUGCCACCGCAGCAGCGAUUACACCCGCUGCCUCUCAUGAGCAGAUGACCGGAGGCUCACCAGCUAUCUCUCGAUUCCCUGCCACGCAACCGCCAUCUUACAAACCCCCCGAGUUCCGCAAAUCACAACUUCUCAGACAGUAUGCAUCGGUCCUGCGCUCCACGCCGCUCAUGCUCAUCUUCCAACACAACAACCUCAAGUCCACGGAGUGGAUUGGCAUAAGGCGCGAGCUCUCCCUCGCUCUGAAGAAGGUCGACCAGGCCAGGGUCGCGGCCGGAUUCCCGCCCGAGAACCUCGCCGACGCCAUCAAGCUCCAGACCAUCCAGACCGGCAUCUUCUCCUCCGCUCUCCGCAUCGUCGAGUAUUACAAGCCGGAAAAACAGCCCCAAGCUGAUCCAAACGGUGAUGGCUUGACGCACGUCCUUUCGAAAGCAGCGCACGAGGCCGUCUCCGCUACCAAGAAGGUUCAUCCCCUGGCCCCUCUCUUGUCCGGACCGCUUGUGCUCCUCACAUUCCCGACGGUCUCGCCGCAGCAUCUGAAAGCCGCGCUGUCGAUCCUGGCCCCCAGCGCGCCGCAGUUUCCCCCGCCCACGCGGAGAGCCAGUCCCGGGUGGCACGACCCGGGGGUCCAGGCUGGCAUCCAGAAGCUGUUGCUGCUGGGAGCUCGUGUGGAGGGGAAUGUGUUCGAUGUCGAGGGUACGAAGUGGGUUGGGAGUAUUGAGGGCGGGUUGGAAGGCUUACGGGGACAAUUGGUCGCUAUGUUACAGAGCAUUGGGGCUGGCGUUACGAAUACCCUGGAGAGCGCUGGGAAGAACUUAUAUUUCACUGUGGAGAGCAGACGGACGAUGUUAGAGGAUGAAGCAAAGGGAGGUUCAAGUGAAGGCUCGAAGAAAGAAAGCAAGGCCGAAUGAUCAUGUUUCAGCGGCCGUGUAUUCUAUGUGUAAAAUCCAAAUUCCAGAAUUGUAUAUCAUACAAAGCAUAAUCAUCUUAUCGUUGCUCUCGUUGCAUCGAUACUCGUCAAGUGCUGAUCUUCUUCUCCUUGAACUCCAGCAUAGCAUUCAUACCCACAAUACACCUUACCAAGUCCCAAUCGCCAUUAAG